Macrosiphum euphorbiae (potato aphid) is the source of this 1794-nucleotide messenger RNA. The record is from the annotation of a GenBank genome assembly. Lineage: Eukaryota; Metazoa; Arthropoda; Insecta; Hemiptera; Aphididae.
AUGAUGCCAGACGACAAUCCCGUGAACGACCAAAGGAUUUCUUUAUUUUUGAGAAAACUUUGGACAUUGGUCUGCAGUAAAGAAACCGAUAAUGUGAUUACAUGGAGCGAGGAUGGUGACAGUUUUAUCAUCAACAAUCCUGUAGAAUUCUGUAAGGUCCUACCAAGAUAUUUCAAGCAUAAUAACUUUAUGAGUUUUGUACGCCAGUUACACAUAUAUGGUUUUAGUAAAAGAAUAUCUGAUGUUGAUCACACAUCUAAUCAUGGAACAUCUUGUGAAUAUGCUCAUCCAUAUUUUAUGAAGGAACAUCCUUGUUUAUUGUUAUCAAUUAAACAAAAGAGGGGGGAAAAAUUGCAUCAAGGCUUAAAAACCGACAUUGAUUCAAUUGAAACAAUAAGUACAUUGAUAAAAGAAGUGAACUCAGUUAAAGACAAAAAUAAGAUUCUUGAUUCCAAAUUCACUGCUAUGAAACAUGAAAACGAGUGUUUGUGGCGUGAAUUAGCAGUUAUUCGACAAAAGCACAUGAAACAACAAAGAAUUCUCAACCAGCUAAUCCAAUUUUUAGUUACCUUAAGACAACCUAGUACCAAUAAUACAUUGUGUCGAGAAGUAAAAAAUAAUGUUAGAUAUGUUCUUCCUAUUAUGCAUCAUAAGGCAUCAGAAAAGGCAAAUUCUGGAGAAACAUUUACUAAUCCAAAAUAUAAACCAUCUACCUCAUCAGGACCUGUAAUUCAUGAAUUAGAUGCUGCUGAUAUUCUGAAUUCUAAUGAAGAUGGCAGAGUUCAUGGAGGAAUUUUUAAUGAUGCAGUAGAGUCAGAAGGUGUGGUACUUAGUCCUAGCAGUGUCUCACAAAUGUUAAGUAGUCCUGGUGGUUCAACAAUUGAAGAGAUAUUUGCACCGAAUGACAUUAUAUUAAACUCACCAUUAGAUGACUUAAUCAGAGAAGUGUCAGUAUCUCCUACUGAAGAAUUAUCAGAACCAAAAACAACUAUUGUAACUGUUUCUUCGCCUAACCCAGUAACAAAAACAACUACAACCAGUAAUAAAACUUCUAAUUCUAAAAAAAGAACAAAAAAAGACAUUAACCCUACGAAGAAAAAAAAGACAACUCUUACUGAUAAUGUUCAAACCCCAAAACCUGUGCCUUCAUCAGUACCAUAUAUCAUUAAAGUGGAGCCAAUGGGAAAUGAUCCACCGGUAAUUUCUAUUCCCGACAUGGAUUUCAUUGAGCCUGAAGUGACAAUUUCUAAUAAUGAUGACUUAUGGAAUAAUGAAAUAACUUCUAAUUGUGAUAAUAUGCAGCUUGCUAAUCCAGAACCUAGGCAAGUUAAUACGUGUGACGGGAGCGGUUCUGAAUCACCAAAUUUCCUUAAUAAUGUUAUGCAAAAGGAGUCUGUUUCCAAACAAAUUGAUUUGGUUCAAGCUGACUUGGAAAGUUUGUUGAAAGGAUUAAAUGACAAGUACACAUUUGAUGCAAAUAUGUUUCUUAAUUUUAUUAAUGAUGAUCCAACAAAUUUAAAUUUACCUAUGACAUCAGAAGAACAGACACUUAAUGAUGUAAAAAAUGGGUUGAAUGUUACACCAGACAAUCAAAUCGUGUCAUGUCUAUCACCAAAUACUUAUGAUCUAAAUGAUUUAAUGACAGCUUCGGCAGAUUGGACAAUACCAAACACUCCUAUGUCUUUUGAUACAGCAUAUGGAAAUGAUGUAUUAAAUACACCAGUUAUAACUGAUUCUUUAUUAAACACUGACUCGCUUUUUCCAAGUACAUCACCUGAUAGUCUAAAAAAAUAA